Messenger RNA from Trichomycterus rosablanca, 3810 nucleotides. Its product is annotated as DNA-binding protein RFX7-like. The transcript is spliced from 17 exons. Gene Ontology annotation, biological process: regulation of transcription by RNA polymerase II. The record is from RefSeq and is a predicted model, not a curated record. The coding region runs from base 96 to 1709 and encodes 537 amino acids. NCBI's taxonomy places the organism in Eukaryota, Metazoa, Chordata, Actinopteri, Siluriformes, Trichomycteridae. Gene Ontology annotation, molecular function: RNA polymerase II cis-regulatory region sequence-specific DNA binding; DNA-binding transcription factor activity, RNA polymerase II-specific.
GUCAGGUCGAGUGUGUGUGAGUGAGAGUGUUAGCGCCGGACUCAGAUCCCAGAGUCCAAGAAGUUCCCGAAUCCCACUCGAGUGGUUGAGCCAUAAUGAAAGACACAACCAUGACAGAAAGCUCAUCCGAGUUCCAGCAGCCCAUGGAGAACAUAUCGACGAACGUGCAGAACAAAGUGAAUUCGAUCGUGAGAGAGGUGCAGGAAUUCACAGACAGCGACAAGCACUACCUUUAUCUACAGCUCCCCAAAAUCCCCAAAACUGAGGAGGAAAGUGAUGAGUCUUUUCCGCUGAACAAAGUCGAACAGCUUCCCACCUACAGCUGGAUCCGGAGUCACCUGGAGGAGCACGCCGACUCCUGUCUUCCUAAAGAGGAGAUUUAUGAGACGUACAGGAAGCACUGUGAAGACACGAACCUGGAGACUCUGAGCACGGCCAAGUUCGGCAAGGUGAUCAGAGAGGUGUUCCCCGGCAUCGUAGCUCGGAGGCUGGGGGGUCGAGGACAGUCCAGGUACUACUACAGCGGGAUCAGGAGGAGGACGGUGCUGAACAUGGCGCUAUCACCCAGGCUGGAGGUGAGGAACCAUCAGGCGGAGCAGCUCGGCGAACAGGAAGUGACUGAAGCGGCGUGCAGGCUGAUCUGCGACUGGGCUCAGAAGGUCCUCAAGCGGCCGUUCCACACAGUGGAGGAGAUCGCACGCCACCUAGUGGAGGAGCAGAUCGUGGAGGCGGACAGCAGCUCAGCUGUACUCGUCACCUCCACCUCUCCUGAUGGAGGCUCCUCCAGAUCCAGGGAGGUGAAUACAAGGAAUGAACAGAGGAGCUCACCUGAGGAUAACAUCUCACAACUCAAAACGCUCAAGAAGAACAUCUCCAGGGACGUGCAGGACAAAGUGGAGACGAUUCUGGGAGACAUCGAGCAGCUCAAAGACGAGGAGAAACGUUACCUGUACGUGCAGCUCCCCCUGAUACCUGACACCGAGCAGGAAAGUGACGAGUCUUUUCCUCUGAACAAAGUCGAACAGCUUCCCACCUACAGCUGGAUCCGGAGUCACCUGGAGGAGCACACCGACUCCUGUCUUCCUAAAGAGGAGAUUUAUGAGACGUACAGGAAGCACUGCCACACCCUGAAGCUUCACUCUCUGAGCACGGCUAUAUUCGGCAAGGUGAUCAGAGAGGUGUUCCCCGGCAUCGUAGCUCGGAGGCUGGGGGGUCGAGGACAGUCCAGGUACUACUACAGCGGGAUCAGGAGGAGGACGGUGCUGAACAUGGCGCUAUCACCCAGGCUGGAGGUGAGGAACCAUCAGGCGGAGCAGCUCGGCGAACAGGAAGUGACUGAAGCGGCGUGCAGGCUGAUCUGCGACUGGGCUCAGAAGGUCCUCAAGCGGCCGUUCCACACAGUGGAGGAGAUCGCACGCCACCUAGUGGAGGAGCAGAUCGUGGAGGCGGACAGCAGCUCAGCUGUACUCGUCACCUCCACCUCACCUGAUGGCUCCUCCAGAUCCAAGAAGCUGAAUAAUCUGAAUCCAGCGUCACACAGAAGUGCAUCAGAGAGAGAAAUCAAAACUGAAGAACACGAGGCAUCAUCACUCACAAACAUAGACGAUAUGGAGCAGCACGUGGUGAACAUGAAACGUCCUGUAACAGAGAGACCAGCUGAAGGAUCGGCGACACACACAUCAGCGUGUAAGAGGCAGAAGAGAUGCUAACCCAGAAGAAACGACGGCGCGUCUGAAUCCACAUCAAAAACCGUUAGGAAAUCAGAAAGAUGUUCUGGAUUUUGUUGUUUUGCUGGUGCUGUCUGUGUAACAUGAAUUUCUUUUCUGGGAUUCGAACUCAUGAGCGUGUUUACCGCUGCGCCACCCGAGCGCCGCCAGCAUGAUUGUUCUUAACAGGGACCCACAGUGAGUUUAUUUGUGCUGUAGAUGUGUUUAAUUGUUCUGGACUGUAAUCAGCUGCUUUUUAAAGGUUUUAAACUGUAGAUUCACCACCAAACAGAUCAGAUUCAUUUACUGAUCUUAUUAAUAUGAUUGUAAUGGAACACAGUGCCUUAAGAGACAGAACGAUUGUUGUUUCCAUGCCCGAUCACAAUUCUUCUGCCGCUCGCACCACCCAUGCGCCGACCGAGGUGAAGCUGUGCGGUCAGGGUCCCAGGGUCCCGCUUCCCAGAUUCUCAGCACCGUAUCACGUACGGAGAGUCAGGCUACGAGUGUCAAUACGGGGGUUGGGCGGUGUACUCCUAAAUCCGCCCACGACAGGAAACCGUUACAGUAUAGAAAAGAACAAGAAGCAGUUUUUAUCUCAUAUCUGGUGUUUAUUGAAUCAGACUUUUACUAUUUUCCCAAUUUAGUCAUAUCCAAUUCACCACUGUAAACCCACUGCAGCUUGCACAACUUCUGAUCUGACUAAUGAGAGCCGGAUCAAUACACGCCCUCUCCAACUUGUGUCCAAUCAGCGACCAGUCCUGGGUUCCAGUAGGGCAGUUACAGCCUAGUGGUUAAGGCACAGGACUAGUAAUCGAAAGGUCGCUGGUUCAAGUCCCACCACUGCCAGGUUGCCACUGUUGGGCCCUUGAGCAAGGCCCUUAACCCUCGAUUGCUUAGACUGUGCACUGAAAAUGUAAAUGGUUCCCACGUAGAGAGCCGUAUAGCGUAUGGAGAGCCAGGCUUAGCUCCAUGUUGCAUGAGCUCAUGAGCUUUCAUAUCCCUCAAGUAUGCAGAACCGAGUCUGUGUGGACGCCCGAGAUUGGAACCGGUGAGCAUCGACACUUGCUAGUGGUGCGCCAGCGCGUUAGACCGCCGUGCCACCCGAGUGGCUGUAAAUCUUAUAGCUUCUUAAUAUUACAGUGACCCAGAACAGUAAAUGUGAGUGAGUGAGGUGCGAGACGUACUGCAGAUGCCGGUGAGAUUUUAAGAGCUUGAAAGUUACAGCCUAGUGGUUAAGGUACUGGACUAGUAAUCGAAAGGUCGCUGGUUCAAGCCCCACCACUGUCAGGUUGCCACUGUUGGGCCCUUGAGCAAGGCCCUUAACCCUCACUUGCUUGGACAGUAUACUGUCACAGUGCUGUAAGUCACUUUGGAUAGAAGGCAGAGCUAAUGCUAAAAUAAACAUUCUGCCUGACUUAUUUGUGUAUUUUUUAUGGACACGGUUGAAUAUGUGGGUGAUGGGUGUGGUCCGAUUCAUUAAAGCUGGUUUGAAUCUAAUCUAACCUUUGCUCCUGAUUAAAUACAUCUGAUUAAUAGAUCAUCAGACUUUCGAGACUCUUCUUAUAUUAAACCCGAACAGUAGAACCGGCCUGUCUGCUGCUCAAAAAUGCUUUGCCGAAAGUAUGUAGACACCCCUCACAGUUUAACUUUAGGUGUUCCUGCACGAUUUUCUCCCUGUAUACGAAGCGAGGUCCAUAAUAACGUGGUUCGAGUUAGGUAUGGAGGAACCGAACGCCUUUUGGAUGGAUCGGAAUGUACACCGUGAGCCAGGUCUUCCCGAACUCCCAGACGCCGAAGCGUGGUGGUGGUAGCAUCAUAUUAUGUGGCAGGGACUGACAGACCUGUUCCAGAGUGCAAACUGGAACACCGUCUGCCUGAAGAUCUGAGUGGAUCUGACAUGAACAAUGGGAUAAACUGCCCAAAUCCAAGCACACACCAUGGGUAUUAGUCAUAUCCAAUUCACCAAUGUAAACCCACUGCCGCUCGCACAACCUCUGGUCGUCCAGACCGGUCCCGGAGGCUAGUAUUGAAUAAAAGGAGUGACUAUUUUAAAUAAAACGAUUCUGGAGGAUGAAAAGCUUAAUAAAGAUUUUUUUUAUUGUGA